GAAGAAUACCACAACGAUCGCAAUGUCCUCAACGCACAAUUACACCCACUCCUACUCCAACUCCCAAUAUCACUCGCAAUCCUACUCCGCCCGUCAUUCGAUGGUCCCCUCUGGCAGCUCAUCAUCCAUGUCCGCCGCCAAAAGUCGCCAAUACGCCCAGCUGGAGUCAAAACUCGCCGAACUGAACGCGAAUCUUGCAAACACGAAGAGUUUACUGGAGAUUACAGCUGUACAGGCGCGAGAUAUGCGGUUUCUUGGUGGGUAUGUGGGUGCGCUUUUUAUGGGCGCUGCCAAUGUGCUUGGUGAAGAGGGAGUUAAAAAGGCGGGGCAGGCGGAGCAGGCGCAGCAGCGGGAGGGUAGUGAGGACAGGUAGAGCGGAUGGUUAUCUACUAUUGACUGGAUUGGUAGAGGUAGAGGGAAGUGAGUAUGAAUGUAGAGAGG
This is a messenger RNA of Aspergillus nidulans FGSC A4, 441 nucleotides long. RefSeq names its product DASH complex subunit HSK3 family protein. The transcript has a single exon. The record is from RefSeq and is a predicted model, not a curated record. NCBI's taxonomy places the organism in Eukaryota, Fungi, Ascomycota, Eurotiomycetes, Eurotiales, Aspergillaceae. The coding region runs from base 23 to 373 and encodes 116 amino acids. Gene Ontology annotation, biological process: attachment of spindle microtubules to kinetochore.